GGACAGCUGACCUUCAGGGAUGUGGCCAUAGAACUCUCUCAGGAGGAGUGGGGACGCCUGACCCACACUCAGCGGCAACUGUACAGGGAUGUGAUGUUGGAGAACUAUGGACACCUCUGCUUCUUGGGUCUCACUGUGUCAAAGCCAGACCUGAUCACUUUUUUGGAGCCAGAGAAGCAGCUCUGGGAUAUGAAGAGAAAGGAGACCAUAGGCUUCCAUCCAGGUAGGUGGGAAUGAAUGAGGCAGAUGACAGAGGGGAGGUCCAAGUCUGAAGGAGGAACAUAGACCUUAAGCUAUGGUUCCACUAGCUGUGCUUGAAUGAAAA
Molecule: messenger RNA, 325 nt
Organism: Lontra canadensis (Northern American river otter)
Lineage: Eukaryota; Metazoa; Chordata; Mammalia; Carnivora; Mustelidae
Product: putative protein ZNF720
Exons: 2
Biological process (GO): regulation of DNA-templated transcription
Source: RefSeq, a predicted model, not a curated record